Molecule: messenger RNA, 1112 nt
Organism: Humulus lupulus (European hop)
Lineage: Eukaryota; Viridiplantae; Streptophyta; Magnoliopsida; Rosales; Cannabaceae
Product: extradiol ring-cleavage dioxygenase-like
Exons: 2
Coding region: 53-883 (276 amino acids)
Molecular function (GO): zinc ion binding; oxidoreductase activity, acting on single donors with incorporation of molecular oxygen; ferrous iron binding
Source: RefSeq, a predicted model, not a curated record
AAUUAAGAAAAUACAAUCACAAAACAAAAAACACAAUCAUCUCAAUAUCAAUAUGAUGAAAGAAACGUUCUUCAUCUCCCACGGAUCACCAACUCUGUCCAUCGACGACAGCCUUCCGGCGAGGCAGUUUCUGCAGUCAUGGAAGGAGAGCGUCUUCCCCACCACACCCACUUCCAUUCUGGUCAUAUCAGCCCACUGGGAGACCUCUGUUCCCACCCUCAACUUUCUCCACCACCGCCCCAACGACACCAUCUAUGACUUCUAUGGCUUUCCUCAGUCCAUGUACCAGCUCAAGUAUCCAGCUCCAGGGGCACCACAACUAGCCAAGAGAGUAAAAGAGCUUCUUUUGGCAUCAGGGCCAACAAAACGAGUCGACGAAGACACCAAACGAGGGCUGGACCACGGGGCAUGGGUUCCCCUAAUGCUAAUGUACCCGGACGCCCAAAUCCCAGUGUGCCAGCUCUCAGUGCAGCCACACAAGGACGCCGCGUAUCACUACAACAUGGGCAAGGCAUUGGCUCCUCUCAAGGACGAAGGUGUUCUCAUCAUUGGCUCAGGAAGUGCCACUCACAACUUGAGAGCCCUUAGGCCCCAGGUGGAUACUGUGGUUCCUUGGGCGUUGGAGUUCGAUACAUGGCUCAAAGAUGCGUUGCUUCAAGGAAGGUAUGAGGAUGUGAUAAAGUAUGAGGAGAAGGCUCCCCAUGCCAAAACGGCCCACCCUCGGCCUGAGCAUUUCUACCCUUUGCAUGUGGCCAUGGGCGCAGCUGGUGAUGAUGCCAAGGCCAAGCUCAUACACCAUAGCUGGAGCCUUGGUUCCCUUUCUUAUGCCUCCUACCAGUUCACUACUCCAACUCCAACUCCAACUCCAACUCCAGCUCCCUAGAAUUAUGUCACUUUACCUUUUAUUUAUUUGUUUUGUUGUAGUAAAUUCAUAUAAUAAAGUAAAUUGAAUACAGAAUUGAAUUAUAAGUUAGUUGUGAAGGGUGAUUUAUUGUUACACAAUCAAUCCCAAACACUCAACUUAUCCUCUCUUUGUAUGGAAUGGCUAUACAUAGCAUGUAAAAGGAUUUUUACAAUCACUAUAUAAUGAUUCAUUCUUUUGUCUUUGUUGA